GAAGGAGCUGUCAGAGGAGGGCGCUCUCGCAGGAGCUGCUUCACAAGAGGUCCAACAUGGAGCGGCUCGGGCCUUGGCCCAACACCACCGCGGACGCCGAAACACUUGUCGUCGCCACCUUCGAUUACCCUCCGUUCACCUUCGUGAGUCCAGACCAGCCGGGCGUGGUCACCGGCUACCUCAAGGAGCUGCUGGAGAUCCUGGCAGAGGAGGUGGGCGUCUCGCUGGUGUACGACACAAACAACACGGUGGGCGACUUUGGCGUGCAGCGACCCGACGGCACGUACAGCGGACUGGUCGGCAGGCUGGUCAACAAGACGGCGCACAUCGCCCUGGCGCCGCUGACCUACCGGAGGACGCGCCGCGAUGUGAUCGACUACAUCGGCCACGUGCCGGUGGCUACCCAGCGGUUCGACUUCCUCGUGCCCGGACAGAAGCGCGCCUCGCUGACCAACGUCCACUCGCUGCUGAAGCCGUUCGACAUCGGCGUCUGGAUCUGCCUCGUGGUGGGUAUGCUGCUGGCGGCCGUGCUGCUCCGGCUGACCGUGUCCCUGGCCCGGCCCCGACACCCGGAGGAGGCCGGCACGUUCGGCGUCAUCUCCAGCUUCCUGCACGUCUACGCCUGCGUGGUGCAGCAGGGCUGGUCGAGCACGCCGACACGCUGGUCUCCGUGGCUGGUGAUGAUGGCUGCCCGCCUGAUGAGCUACAUCGUUUACGUCGAGUACACGGCCACCCUGGUAGCCGUGAUGACUGUACUGCAGACCAGGACGGAGGUCGGAUCCGUGCAGGAGUUCGUCGAGCGCAGCGACUGGUCGCUGCUCAUGCAGAGGGGCGUGGCCUACAGCUCCGACUGGAAGAGGGGUGUUCACGGGCACCGCACACUGCUGCGUGCGCUGUGUGCGACGGAUCCUGACCCUUCCCUGAGGAAGAUCGCUCAGCGAAUAAAGGCCAACGAGGGCAUGAAGUUACUAACAGCCAACACGUCGUAUCAAAUGCUGGACGCUAAAACAGUCACAUCGUUUGACCUAAAACAGGCAUUUUUCCUGCUGGGUUCCAAGGCGUGUGAUCUGGUCACGCUGCCGAUGCGACCUGUGACAUCCAACGCCGAAAUGAUCCAGGCAGGGCACGGCCGAUACACGCCCGUCUUUCUCACCAUGCAGAAAGGACUGAAAAUCCGCCCAAAAAUGGAUAGGGUGAUGAGGCGGAUGUACGAGACGGGGAUGGUCCACCGGUUCUAUCGCCAGUGGUACUGGGACGCCACCACCAUGAAGUGCGACUCGGCCGGCACUCUGCGGGCCCUAUCCAUCUUCGACAUCAGCGGCAUGUUCUUGGUGAUGCCGGCAGGCGUGGCGCUGAGUGUGGUGCUGCUGGUGCUGGAACACCUAAUAAUGUGGUGCUCUAACCGGGCGGACAUCCGGUACAGCUCCGACGCCUGGUUCUACCGCCACGGUACCGACCAUCGACUGUGGACGUGAAUCUCUCUCUCUCUCCCCCCCUCUCUCUCUCUCUCUCUCUCUCUCUCUCUCUCUCUCUCUCUCUCCCUCUCGCUCUCACUCUCUUUCUC
Amphibalanus amphitrite is the source of this 1564-nucleotide messenger RNA. Its product is annotated as glutamate receptor ionotropic, delta-2-like. Lineage: Eukaryota; Metazoa; Arthropoda; Thecostraca; Balanomorpha; Balanidae. The record is from RefSeq and is a predicted model, not a curated record. Gene Ontology annotation, molecular function: glutamate-gated receptor activity. Bases 57 to 1475 code for a protein of 472 amino acids. The transcript is spliced from 10 exons. Gene Ontology annotation, cellular component: membrane.